Messenger RNA from Microthlaspi erraticum, 813 nucleotides. The record is from the annotation of a GenBank genome assembly. Lineage: Eukaryota; Viridiplantae; Streptophyta; Magnoliopsida; Brassicales; Brassicaceae.
AUGACGAAAAGCGACGGCCAAAUCUGGAACUGUAACAAAGAGAAGGAGAUGAUUUCCGUAUCCGAGAGCAUAAAAGCUUCAAACUUCAUCGCCAUCGACACAGAAUUUCCCGGCUACCUGAAGCAGACUCCGAUCAACGCUUCCGAUGAAACCAGAUACAGCGACAUGAAAAUCAUCGGAACUUGGGAAGUCAAUUUCUCAGAUUUCGACGAGACAAAAGACGCCCAAAACGACAAGUCGAUCGAGUUUCUGAGACGCAACGGACUGAAUCUGGAGAAAAUCAGAGACCAAGGAGUGCGUAUCGACGAGUUCUUCACAGAGUUUUCUCAGAUCCUGAAGAAGAAGAAGAUGACGUGGGUCACUUUCGAUGGCUCGUACGACAUGGCGUACUUACUUAGAGCCGUAACCGGAAACCCACUGCCGGAAAAUUCACAAGGAUUCGAGAAAACGGUCUCAAACGUGUUUGGUGACCACUUGGAUGUGAAGAAGCUGUCGGGUAUGUGCAAGGGAUUGAGCAGCCGUUUCGGCUUGCAGAGAGUGGCUAACGAGCUUGAGAUCAGGCGCGUGGGAGAAGCCCAUCACGCUGGUUCGGAUAGCGAGCUCACAGCUAAAGUGUUCACAAAGAUGGCUCUCGCUAUAUAUCGGGCACAGGAACAACAGAGAAAACGUGUUAGGGAAGAACAUGAGGAGCAAGAUCGUAUGGUCAAGGCAAGAUGCUUUCUUCCCUUAUAUCCACCAAGACCGGUGAUGAUGUUUGCUGCUUACCCGUCUUUUGGUUGCUUCCCUCCAGUUCCUGUCAUGAGAAUGAGAUGA